Epinephelus lanceolatus (giant grouper) is the source of this 9924-nucleotide messenger RNA. RefSeq names its product BRD4-interacting chromatin-remodeling complex-associated protein. The record is from RefSeq and is a predicted model, not a curated record. Gene Ontology annotation, biological process: positive regulation of DNA-templated transcription. Gene Ontology annotation, cellular component: SWI/SNF complex. Lineage: Eukaryota; Metazoa; Chordata; Actinopteri; Perciformes; Serranidae.
UUUUUCUGAAUUGCGGAAUUACUCUAAUGGCACAACGAUAAGGGAAUCGCUCGGGGCUGGCAGUGUGGAAAUGAUAUUUAACACAAGGCAUCUUUUGUUACCGCGAUAUGAUUUACAGCAAGGCGUCAGCUGCCGUGGUCCCACUCAGGAGGAGAAAAUCAUUUUUAAAAAAAAGAAAAAAAAAGGAGCAGACAAAUACCAGCAGGAGCAAACAGCGGCUCCGCAUCCUGCAUCGUUUGGGACAUUAAUUUCACAUGAACACACAUUCACCUUACGUAACCUACAAAUGCAUCACUGGAUCCUGGUCCUGUUAUUGCCAGAGAAUAGCAUGCACUUGCCGCUGCAGGUUUAGAUGAGGGGUCGUUUGCCUGGAUUUCAUUGGGCGAUGCGGUACCUCGAGGGUGUUAAUGCGGUUGUCGUGUUGUAAACAAAAAUAUGUCAGCAUCGGCAUCGGAGAGGGAGGUUUGUCUUGUUUUAUUUAAGGGACCUCCCCUGGAAAUUGAGCGCGAGGCAGUGAGUAAUGUUAUAAUUGGCUUGAACUGUGCCGAGCUUUUCCCACAUUGCUUUUUUUCCCCUUGCAGCCAUGAGGAGAGGACAAGUCACAUCCAAGACGCAGGGGGAGCCGUCUAUUUACAGCUGAGGCGCUCAGAUCUCAUGUCUGUCAUAGCCACAACAAUAGCUUCCAUUUUCCUCAUCAGCGUCAGGCAUGAUCGAUACACUAUGACGCGAUUAUUGGGAAAGAUUUGGUCCGGUCCCUUCAGGUGUCUGAUCACACCAAGUGUGCCCACAGCUGAGGAGAAACUGAUGAAUCAUGUAUUGAUCUUAUGUCUCACCGCUGAGAUGAGAAUGUGUUUUGGCUGGUGGUAACCUCAAGUGACCUGACAGCAUGUGGUGGUGUGUGUUUGUGAAUCCCUCCUCCUCCUCCUCCUCCUCCUCCCCCUCUCCUCCUCCUCACCUCCAGCCUCCCACCGGCUUCCCGCACCGUGAAGACGCAGCGAUGCCCCAGCAGCAGAGGGAGGACCCGUCUCCGUCUCCGUCCCGCCGUCUCGGCCUGGCAUCCCUCCGCCUCCAGACACUGAAGCCCGGCCACGACUUCCCAUGAGGCCACCACCAGAACUCAGCUCGACCGCUCUGUAUGGGGCCUCUCACAUAUGAAUUGACAUGGAGGAUGAAGAUGGGACUUGUCUACUUGAUGUUUUGUGUGACCCCCAAGCCCUGAACGACUUCCUUCAUGGGACCAAUGAGCUGCAGACUGAAGACCUGCUCAUUAACUCCUCCUCUGGGGAGCCCUCCCUCUUCACAGAUGCCCCGAGCCCAGUCUCUCUGCUGGGAGAUGGCAGGGAUUCCCCAGACACACCUCCACCUGGGUGUGUGGAUCUGUCCUUCCUGGAGGAGGCCCUCCUGUCAUCGCCGGAGGGUGGAGAAGACCCACAGGUGGUGCAGGGUGGGACACCUGUGGAGGCUGGAUUUGAGGCAAAGAAGGGAGAGGUGGAGGAAGCGGAGGAGGCAGAGGUGGCAUGUGAUAUCCUCCAGCAGAGCCUGCAGGAGGCUGAGAUCACAGAGCAGACCAUGGCUCUGGAGGCAGGUCUGGCCCAACCUGGGGACAGCCUGUCGCUGUACUCACCUGCCCCUCUCCUCUCUCCACCCACCGUACCAUUCAUACCCAAGUCUGUGACCUUGCCCAUCACCCAGGCAUUGCCCAGGGACACCCAAGCAGCAGUGGAGCCCCCGCAGCCCUCCCUCCUGGCUGUCGGGCCAGGCUGCCCUUCUCUAAAACCUGCUGCCCCUCCUCAGCUGAUGGGGCUCCUGCCUGGAAACGUGUUCCCUGCUGCUUCUCCAGAGACCUCCUUCUCUCUGAGUCCUGCCCAGGCAUCCAGUAUGAUCAUCCACAAGGCUGUUCCCAGUAUGACCAGUCGCCCUCUUAUCACCCCAACCCUGAGAGCAACAGCAGCAGCAGCACCGGGCAUCGUCCUGCAGCGUGCCCCUCUUCCCAUUCAACCCAAACUGCCUAUCAGCAUUCAGCCCAGACUGGUUCAAAUUAGCCCCAAGCCUUCUGGGCCAAAACACACUCCAAGUCUUACAUUUGUCCCUGGGACUGCCUCACCAAAUAUUUUACUCUCCCAACCUCCGGGCCAAAAGCCUGCAGCUCCUCCGCAGCAGCCCACCCAGCAGCUCCCCAAACCAGUCAGCCUGCAGCUGGUCAACCAGGGCGGCUCCUUUGUGCUGCAGCCUCAGGGACUCUUCCAAGGCCAAAACCAGUUCCUUCUUCCAGGCCAGUCCCCUGUUACGAUCUCCCAGUCUGCCAGUGCAGCUCGACCGCUGCUGACCCCCAGUCACCAUGGCCCGUCUCUCCACAGUGUGAAUCCCUCCACUGGGCAGCUGGUAGAAGGCUCUCAGAUCCUAACUGUGCCCCAAAGACAGCUGAACUUCAGCCCCGUCUUCACCACGCCUUCAGGGCAGCUAGCACUCCGCCAGGCCACUGUGCUUUCAGGACCUUUGCAGCUACAGUCAGCGCCCCCUACUGUCUUCCAGAUGCCAGCGCAGCUGGCUGGAACCUACACUCCAGGAGGGCAGGGGCAGCGUACCACCCUGGUCCACAGUCCUGCUCUUGGAAACCACAUUACCUUGAUCAACAGUUCAGGGGUGCUUCCCCCGGAUCUCACUUCCAUCUCGAUCGUCAACGGCCCCUCAGUAGUUCAGGGGCUGCCUUUUGCUGCACAGGCCCCUGCUCCUCAGACAGGAGGAGUGACAGAAGGACAGCUGAGCCUCCAGCAGGCCUCCGUGGUACUGCUGCCAGAAAGAGCCAUUCAAGAGGAGAGGAGCAGCUCAGAGGAGACGUUCCACCAGCUACCACAGCCCUAUGGACAUGUCCUCCAGCACGUCUCGGUGCAGCCCACCUCUGCAGGGCUGCAGUCCUCCUCUCCUCCUGUAGUCACAGUCCUGCAGCCUCCCCCUGAACCUCCUCUGGCCCCCGAUCCAGCUGUGGAGAUCCCUAAACUUUUGAUGCCCCCAGCAGACAUGACCCAAGUAAUGGAGGAGGUGACGCAGUCGAUGAGUCAGAACGAGGCCUUUAUGCAACAUCUGCAACAGCAAGCACUUAGUUCUCCUAUCACAUCUGAACUGUUGGUUGGAGCGCUGCCGGUAGUGCCGAUGGAGUCGCUGGCGUCCCCGGUGGCCAAUGAAAGAGAGACCCAGCCACAGACCCACACAGUCUCCGGUCAGGACGCCCACACUGUGAUGUCUGACCAGUGUGUCGAGGCCUCUCCACUUCACUCAAACCCAGAGGACACACCGCUGAUCUGCUCCUCCCCUCCUGUUCAGGACUCAGAGCGACCAGCGCCGACGAGUUUCUCCCCUCAAAUCACUCUGCCUGGUCCCGAGAGUUCGGUCCCUCAGAUCACAGCCCCCCAGCCUCGCAUUGAGCCCCAAGUCCAGUACCAGGUUCCCCAUCAGCUCCAGGUCUCACAGGCCUUAUUCGCCCAGAACCAGGUGCAGAUCCAGUCAUCUGUCUCCCAGCCUCCGGUCCAGCUCCAGGUCCAGGUCCAGGUCCAGGUCCAGCAGUCGUCUGUCUCCCAGCCUCAGUCCUCGGUCAACCCGUCAGUCCACAUCAGUCCCCCCCCUCUGCGUGUCUCGGUGCCUCAGCAGCAGCCUGAUCCCACGGCUGCGUCUGCUAGUCUCUCCAAAGGAGGAGACGACUCCGCUGUCCAACAGCACACACAAAACAAGCCAACAGCUGCCUUGGUCGUGGAGAGUAAACCGUUUACUCUCGAUGUCCAUCCACCCUCUCCUGCAGCCCAGGGUGUCCAGGCUCAUGGGCCCCCGGCCUCCAGAGAGUGUGCCCCCAUCCAGACGAGUCAGCAAACCAGCACCAAGCUGGCAGGUCCUCUGGAGCAGCAGAGAGAGGAGAGGGUCACACCAGCAAUGCGCAGGCACAGGUUCCAGCAGCAGAUCUGUUUGGACCACGCAGCGGUUCAGACCCCCUUCACCGGCCCGGCCUUUUCCACACUGAAGGACGCUGUUAGGCGCCUGCUGCCGUACCACACCUGCGCCGGUCACCUGCCCACUCAGGAUGACUUCAAUUUAGUGGACCAGGAGUUUGACACUGUGUCUGGUUUCCUGUUGAAACGCACCAAGGACAUGGUCAACAAAUACAGGCAGCUACUAGUUAGAGAAGCCCAGCAGGAGAGUCCGUCAGCAGAGAUGGUGAUGCUGGAGCGUCUCUUCCUCCAGGCUGAGCGAUGCGCUUUAGCGGAGGACAGACGGAGAGUCCGCAGAGACCCAGAAUCAUUCAUGACGGCCUUGGCUACAUCAGCGUCUUCCCCCCACGGUGCCCACUCCUCCGGCCCCUCCCAGCUGUGCUCCUCCAGCAGCCCCUCCUCCCCACCACCCUGGACCAGACUGUCCGACCGGCCCCCGGGACUGAAGACAUACCGCUCCAGCUCCCGCGGGGCUCUCAGGCUCACCAUCAAGCAGGAGUCCGGCUCCCGUAAGGUUGUUCACAACUCGGCCUGCGACCCUGGACUCAAGAGGGACCACAUGGGGCACCUGACCAACGGCAGCGGAGCUGUGAAUGAACGCCACUCUCAGGCACCCAACGGAGCACCCCAGUGUCCUCAGCGUGAUGAGGAGAUCUCCAACGGAGCUCUGCCUUGUAACACCGCAGAGGAGGUCCCACAGACAGCACCCAUUUCCAAAAUAAAAGCCCCAAACCCUCUUUCUAUGCCAGAGCCACAGGUUGGUUGCUUCGAGUUGCCUCCCAGAGAUGUCAGUGCCCCGAAACUGAAAUGCUACAGGUUGGAUGCAUCAUCCCGGCCGGAGCAGCGGUUCAGCCCGCCGCCUCCCCCCCUCCAAGAGGACAACAUGCUCAGUGAACAUCUACAGAGUGCCAUCGACAGCAUCCUGGAGCUUCAGCGCCUGCAGGGCCCCUCUGCAGCCCCGACCAGGGCCACGUCAGGCCCUUCACUGGACCAAGCUGUCACCAGCAUCCUGGAGGGACACCUGUGAGGUAAUCUGCACCAACAGACGUCCACACAGAUGCAGAAACAUCUGUCUGAGGUGGGAUAACACAAAGGAAGGUGACUUCUUAUCUGUCCCCAGAACUUACAGAGAUUUUGUUUCUGGGUUUCAGAGAUUACGUUUAAGGAACUGAUUGUUUGAAAGAAGAGGGAGCAGGAAAAAAAUUAAGAGGCACUAUAAAGAGAUGCAUACCAGACAACAGCACUAUCUAUAGUCCGAUAGAUGUUAGAUACUUCAUUUUGAUGUACGUUUGUGGAAAAAAAAAUCUAUUUGAAUAGGAGCUAUAUUGUUUCAGUGGUAGUUAAGUCAUUCAGAGGUUUACGACACUGGUGUAACCUUCAUCAGCAUAUAGUAUAUAAGUAAUAGUGAGGAUAAACGAAAACGUGGAGUAGACUGAGAUUAUUCAAUAGUUUUUAUAAGAUUUCUUUCAAAAAAAAAGUGAAGUUUCUUUUGCAUAGUGCCAAGCUUCCAGGGUAUUUAUUUUGAUAAUCUGUGCCAAUUGUGUUUUGCAUUGAGAAAGGCAGCGUGUGUGUGCGAGUGCGCGUGUGUGACAAGUGUGUGUGUGUGUGUGCGUCUUUAUUUGGAUCUAAAGAGAGUGUGUGAAAACAUUGCAUCCUGUGACGGGACAGUACAUGAGAAGCCCCGCAGGCUCCAUCAUCUCGGCUUAUCGAAUGAAACUCCAAAGAAUUUGUGACUUGCUACAUCCUGAAUACACCAGCAAACGUCCAUGUUGUCUCUUCCCACAAACUGGAGUCUGUCCUUGUUAAAGCAGAAAGAAACCAGAGAGGAACACAGAGAAAAAAAAAAAAGAAACAGACAGAGUCGUGCUUUUUCUGUUGUCUUUAAGUUUGGACCCUUGUCAUUCACGCUGGAGUCUGACUGUGAAAUAUUUCUAGUUUUCAGAGACGAGAAUGGUUUCUCAUACUUUAUGUAUUAACAUGCAAGCAAUAAUGAGUUUGGGUUGUUAGGAGCCGUGGUGGUGCAGCGAGGAGGAGGAGAUCUUUGCCUGUCUUGCUUAGCGUCGGGACGAUCGUUUAUCAGGAACGAGGGAUGAUCGUUUUCUCAUCGAAGCCCGUGUAGUGUAGAAUCUGUGUCUGAGGGUCACUUAAUGGCAUAAACGUUCACGCAAACGUCCAGUCUUAGAAAUAAAAACACCAAAUCUGCAGUUGUUUUCCACGACAGACACUGUACAGCCUCUGCAUCAUCAAACAGCCUUUGACCAAAAAGCUAGAGAAAUCAUCACAUGUUCACAUUUAAAACUCUCUUUAUUUAUUUAUUAACAUCUUGGUUUGAAGCCUGCUGUACUAAGCCGAAGAUUUAUUAUUUUCAUGCAGCCAUCGUGGAGCAAUAUGAUUUUAGCAGCAUCUUAUGUUAAUGUGACAAUCUUAUCGGUCUGUGUGAAGAUGUGAAAUCUGUUCAUAUGAAAAUACACAAGAGAGUUGAGAUCAUCUGUGUCGGUCGUAUGACUCUCCCUCAUGAAACUCGUGCAAAAUGUUCUUUGUAGAUGGAUUUUACCUUAAGGGUCAAAAUGUUACAGCUGCAAAUUGUCUUUGAUUUUUGUAAUAUAAAUUGAAAAAUGUGCUUCAAAUUUUAGCUCUUGAAGAUGCAGUUAGUGGUCGAGGUUUGACCUGCGAAUUGGGAAAACGUUUAGAAUAUGCCUUAUUGUAAAUUCAGUGUACCUUUAAGGAAAUGGAAUCUGCAGAGAAAAGAUCAUUAAUGUGGUGUUUUAAAUACUGUAACAUCUGGUGUUCUGAAAUGUGAAAGUAACUCGUCCCUUCGAAAAGAAAGAAAGAACAAAAAAAAACUUCCAGAGAUUUGGGGCUAAAUCAAACAGGCCUUCUCAUUUCUUUGAAUUGCAUUGUCAUGUUUUUUUUUUUUAAUAUGUAAAAUUGUCUUUUGUUGGAAUGAACAAAAGGAGUUAUAAUAUGCAGUAAUUUAGUGUUGAAAUCCUCUGCAGUAGUACAGGGUGGACACACACUGGAAGAUUCAUAAAACACUAGUUUGAUAUUUUGGGGAAUACACUUUGAUGCCGCUCUCAUGUCUGCAUGCUAAACACAAAGCUAGGAGCUAGUUAGCUUAGCUUAGCUUAGCAUAAAGACUGGAAACAUGGGGAAACCGCUAGCCUAGCUCGGUCCAAACAUGGCUACAACAUGAUGUAGUGUUACAGCGAAUUAUAUUUCAAACUAAUUUUUUUUUUAUCAGUUGUUGCCUAGCAACAGCAUGAUGACCACAAGAUUUCAGUAAAUAGUGCAUACUUUGUUUUUUGUAUGGAUUAUAGACUGUGUCAAAGAAGUGGACGUAGCCCCUGGUUCUUGAAAGUGAAGCUAAUGUGGAAGCACCUUUAACCUGCAUUCUUUCUAUUGACCAGCGGGGGGCGACUCCAAUGGUUGCAGAAAGUCUUAUUUCAUAGAAGUCAAUGAAAAAAUGACCGUUUUUCACUUGAUUUUUUACCUCAGUAAACCAUUCCCUCGCGUGUUUAUGGUCUCAAUCACUAGUUUCUCUUCUUUCUUCUUCAUUACAACAUGAUGUUAUUCAGUAAAUUAUAGUCCCAUGUAGAAUAAAAACAGCUGUGCUCCUUUGUGAUUGACAAGUUGCCAUCAGGGCGACCUGUCAGUCACGAUAGAGGCAUAGCAAUGUGUAUCCUCCAUAGCUACACCCAAUCAUCCAAAUAUGGUCACUUCCAGCUCCAAUAAAAGACAAGAUGGUGACGGCCAAAAUGUCAGACUCGAGGCUUCAAACACUGCACCCAUUUUGAAUGUCAUCACUUGAUUGAAUGGGUGUUAUCAGCUGAAAAUAAAUCGGUCAGAAGGGUCCUACUGAAGCUACUAGUAGCUUUGUAACACUGUUAUCAGCCCAUUAAAUGGCCAGUAUCAGUUGCCAUUAGGAGUAGUUUCAUUAGGUUUCACUUUUGUUAGAUUUAGGUGCUCAAACAAUGUGGUAAGGGUUAGAAAAACAGAUCAGGGUUUGGGUAUAAAUAAAUACUUUUCUAAAGUAGGGUAACAAACCUAUAUCUCGCUAUAGAGAGGCAAAUGCCCAAUGGACCAAUGUGGGACCUCAUUUCUAAAAAAAUAUGUACGCUAGUUAAUGGCGAGAGACUUGUUUUUUCUUUUUGAUCCUGUUUAAAUUGUGCCAUGAAUUACAGGUAUGAUAUUUUCCACCCAAGAUGAAAAGAUAAUUUGCAAGUAGAAAAACUGCUUCAGUAUAAGACUGUAAAAAACGUAAUUAGAGAGACUACACAAGUCCUGUAAGUGAGGCCAUAACUUUGUCUCUUGCUGACGCUAUAAUGCCUUUGUUUUUCAUAUGGGUCUUGCAUAUUCUUUCACUUCCUAAGUGAUACAAAGCCAGGGGUAUCAUUUAUAAAAAUUGCGUGCUCACAAAACAAGGCCUGAAAGAGGCGUGCGCCACUUCCCAUGCAAAAGUUGUGAUCUAUAAAAACUGAUUUGAUGGGAUCAAUUUUCACCCAUGCUUACGAACAUUUUAGAGACUGGAAAUUAGUGAUGUAGAUGAUGAGGUGGAAGCCUGAUUGUAGAAAUUGUAGAUCCUAGGUAUUGUUUUAUAAAUGAGACCCUAGGAAUGUAUGUUGUGCGUGACGAGAAAUGUCGUUCGCCGUUUUACACAAAAAUAUAUGGUACCACGAUAAACUGCAAGUUCCUUGACUUGCAAAAUUAUCUUUUAGAUGGAUAAACGUGUAAUUUAUGGCACAAGUUAUUUAUCUCUUGCCGUUAACUACCAUACAUUGCUUCCAUCAACAUUACCACGACAACUAGAGGCUGCCUGACAAUAAACACGGCCAUUUAAUGGGCUGAUAAUGGCAUUAUGAGCCUACUAGUAGCUGUAGCAGGAUCCUUCUGACUCAUAUGUGGCUACUAACGCCAUUCAAUUGAGUGAUAGCUUCAAAGCGGUAGCUUCCGAACCAAUGGGUGAUGUCACGGUUGCCAUGUCCGCUUCUUUAACACAGUCUAUGGUCUGGAUUAAAUAAAUGGGACGUAACUUGUAAAUGAGUGAAAUGGCAGCAGGAUUUUGUUACCUGUCGACAGUGGUGUUCUGGCUGCCUCCUGUCUCUAUGCUAAGCUAACCAGCUAGCCACUGGCAGUACCGUUAGCUUCAUGCGGGACAAACGGACAUGAGAGCUCUAGCAGUCUUAGUAACUAACACCAGUGUGAAUUAGCAUGUUUCCCAAACUGUCUAUUCCUUUAACCGACUUUAAUCUUCAGGUGUGCGUCCGCCCUCUGAGGUUUCACUGUAAUGCAGUAAAGAUGUCAGAGUGUCUUUCACAACACAGGAUUGCACUCCUUGUCACCUGAACUUCUUAAAAGGGGAAUUCCACCAAAAUGUUUAUUUUUCAGGAAUCAUUUCCCAACGUUUGCCCGCAUUUAUUCUCUUUAAUACUUUAAAAGGACUGAAGGAGAUGAAGGAAGAAUAAUUUCUCCCGUUGAUGGAAUCCCCUUCGAUGAAGCAGCCUCAUGUGCCAUUGUUACUGUUGCAUCAUGUCUGCAGUGUCAAACACUGACCAUUAGAAAUGUGUUUAGUUUCGUCAGCAUCUUAGGACAAAGGGAUGACAUCUGCAUGUUGAGCCAUUUUGGUAUUUAUUUGUAAAUGUGUAUUUUUUAAUUUAUUUAUUUUAUGACUGAACUGUGAAACCAGGGGAGCUCAUAACUCUACACUAAUUCAGAUACAAAACAUUUGACUGACAGAUUGUUCUGAUGCCAAAAUCAAGAGGCCUUAAUUCAGCAAAACUAGAUUGUAAAAAAAAGAAAAUGUCAUUCCUGACAAAAAAAAUCCAACUAAAGACUCCUUUGACCUGAAAGUCACGAGUGAUUCAUAUAUGAAAUGUUAAGAAAACCGCUUUUGUACUCAUUUUUACAGACUAUUUAUUAAACUGUGAUUUUGUAAAAAAUAAAAAAAAAA